AUGGUGGAGAGGCUCUGGCUGUCCCUCCUAUGGGCGACCCUCUCGCUGCUUUUCGGGUUUUGCGAAAGCCUGCCUUCAUCCCCCGCGGCUCGGCGACAAGUCAAACGCGGUGUCGAAGACGAAUAUGCCCCCUUGUAUCCAGAAAUUGUUUGGCGCGGCGAACAUAUCAGGUCUUCAGACAAGGUCUACGACGCAGACGGUUUCUUCUCACGAGGCCUCGAGGCAAUCCGUAAAAAAGAAGAUAUUUCUACCACAGAUGCCGAUGAUGGGAGCAGUCUAUUUAUGCACAGCCAAGGGUUUAAUCUCAAGUUUUCGCAGUACGUCUCAACGACUACGAGCCCGGAAUAUGCCCUCUCAUAUGCUCGCGAUAAGAAGAAUCCGGCCACAACCGGAUACGUAUACCUGAUACACGCCGAUGAGAAGAUGAUCGAUGCAAGGGCCAGUCUCCGUGAGCACGGUAUUUAUCGGGAGCUGGAGCAAUCAGUGGCGGGAUACGUCCCGGCCGACCAGAUCAUGGGGCACUAUGUGGUAACCCGGGACAACGCCAAAAGUCUGUUAACCGCGGAUAAGAGGGGUUUCAGAGAGGAUGCAUUCGUCCCAAACCCUCUUUACAAAGCGGCCAAGUAUGAAGGUAAGAAAGGCAGCGGCGCGCAGUUUCAGCUCGCCGGGUUUCCCAAAGGUUCUCCCGCGUGGGAAGACGAUAGGUGGAAGGAAUUCGCGGACAAGUCUAUGGCAGACGAACUGGAUGAUUUCAUUAAGAUGAAGGUAUGCAACAACGAUCUCAGUUGCUAUAAAAAUUUUCGGCCUGUGGACCCCCGGGAGGAGGAGGAGGAGGAAAAGAAGAAAAGGAAGAAAAUGAAGGAAGGCAAGGCGACCGAAAACGACGAAGCGAUGAAGAAGGAGAGGGAGAAGGAGGGGGACGAAGAGGACAAGGAUAAAAAGAAAGAAGGGGAGGAAGAGAGGACUCCCGAUGCUGGUACUGAUCAGCCGGGUAACGGACGAGAGCCGAACAAAGAAGGAGACGGGGCCGAUAAAGAAGGCCCACCGCCCGAGGCGGAAGACUCCCGUUGCAAGGACAAGAGCUAUACGGGAAGUAGACGCGAUAGGGAGAGGGACAAUGAGAACAAGAAAAAGCCAGGGACUUCUUGGCGGCACCGGGUCAAGUGCACAAUAUCAUAG
Molecule: messenger RNA, 1179 nt
Organism: Hirsutella rhossiliensis
Lineage: Eukaryota; Fungi; Ascomycota; Sordariomycetes; Hypocreales; Ophiocordycipitaceae
Product: heat-labile enterotoxin alpha chain domain-containing protein
Exons: 1
Coding region: 1-1179 (392 amino acids)
Molecular function (GO): toxin activity
Source: RefSeq, a predicted model, not a curated record